UUUAAAUCGGAUUAAUUGAUUUCAGGGUCACUCAUUAACUAUUCUGUGUCACUUUUCAAUAGGUCAGAGUACUGCGAAAUCAAUGGUUGUGAUGUCAAGAGAAAUUAAAAGACUUUGGCCUCACAGGAGACCGAGCUGUGAUAUUAUUCCUUCCUGGCACCACAGCAUCAGUCCUCUAUCUCAUAGGAGAAGCAAGCAAAUCAGUGUUCUGUUAGGCAGGCCGUGUUUGCAGGAUGGAUUCAGUCUUUUCUGUGAUUGGAUCCUAUACUGACUGGAAUUUAAAAAGCCUCCUGCUCUUCACAAUAGUCUUUAUCAUCACUGCUGAUUUUGUUAAGAACCGUCGACCACUUGGCUUCCCUCCAGGACCUUGGGCCCUUCCAGUUGUCGGCAGCUUAUUUACUGUUGACCACACCAGGACCCAUGAGGAUUUGACACAGUUAGCAGAAAAGUAUGGAGACGUGUACAGCAUACGGAUGGGCCAGGUGUGGUUGAUCGUAUUAAAUGGGCUUGGAGCUAUGAAAGAAGCUCUGGUAACACAGCGAGACAGCCUGGCAGAUCGACCACGUCUUCCUUUGGUUGAGGCCAUAACACAUGGACAAGGUAAGAGGACACAAAUCCUGCAGUGUAUUAUUUUUAGUAUGAGAGGUUUUCUUCACCCUGUGGAUUUUUGGACAGGUAUGACUUUCACUAGUGGGCACAUCUGGAGGCAGCAGAGGCGAUUUGCACUUUCAACCCUCAGAAAUUUUGGAUUUGCCAAGACGUCCCUUCAGCCUGUCAUCCUGGAUGAAUUUUCACACUGUGCAGAAGAGUUCAGACGCUAUGAAGGUAAGCCAUUUAACCCACACCUCGUCAUGAACAACGCCGUCUCCAACAUCAUCUGCUCCCUGCUUUUUGGUCAUCGCUUCGAGUACAGUGAUGAGAAGUUCCAGAAACUAUUGCGCUGGUUUGGCGUUGUGCUUCAUACUCAUGCCUCCAUUUGGGCACAGCUCUACAACUCAUUCACUGGGUUCAUGAGAUUUUUGCCUGGUCCACAUCAGACAAUCAAGCAGAUCUCUCAAGGUGUGAAGGACUUCAUACGAGCAGAGAUAAACGAGCACAAGAAAAACUGGGAUCCUUCAACGCAAAGAGACUACAUUGACUGCUACCUGAAUGAGAUUCAGAUGAAUAAGGGGAAAGAUGAGAACACUUUUGACGAGGAAAACAUGAUUAUAUGCGUUAUGGACUUGUUUGUGGCCGGUUCAGAGACCACAUCCACCACUCUGCGCUGGGGCUUCCUCUACAUGGCAAAAUAUCCUGAGAUCCAAGAGAAGGUCCAGGCUGAGAUAGACAGAGUGAUUGGACAGUCAAGACAGCCAUCCAUGGAGGACCGUGCAAACCUGCCCUACACAGACGCUGUCAUCCACGAGAUCCAGAGGAUGGGGAACAUCGUUCCUCUCAGUCUGCCACAUUUGACCAACAGAGACGUCCAGCUGGGAGGCUACAACAUCCCAAAGGGAUUUGCAGUAAUUCCCAAUCUGACCUCUGUGCUGUUCGACAAGAAUGAGUGGGAGAUGCCCUACACCUUCAACCCGGGACACUUUCUGAACGAGGAGGGCAAGUUUGUGAAACCAGCAGCUUUCAUCCCUUUCUCUGCUGGUAAGCGGCUGUGUCCUGGUGAGAGCCUGGCAAAAAUGGAGCUCUUCCUCUUCUUCACCUGCUUCAUGCAGCACUUCAACUUUUCCAUGCCUGCUGGAGUGAAGCCUGUGACGGACUUCCUCUUUGGAAUCACUUUGUCACCAAAAGAAUAUGAAAUAUGUGCAACCUCACGUCAAGAGUAAUAUAUUUUGAGAGGGGAAAACGAAACAAAAAACCCCACUUUUUUCUUCGUUGGCAACUAAUGUUUCUAUAACUGUUUGAGGAUUUAGAGAACAUGAGAUACUUUCAUUGUCUAUAGAAUGUCAUAGAUUAUAUCUGAGGAUAUGUAGAAUUUAUUAGCGCCUGCAUUGUUAACUCUUGUUUUAUUUUCUUCUUCGUCCUUUCCUAACCUAUUUGUCCACAGCUUGUGGUAUAAUUCUAUCCCCUUCAUGACUCAUGUUUUUGCUUUUCUUCAUGUGAGUUAAAGCAUUCCCAUCAUGAUUUCAUGCAAACAAGCUACAAAUUUUGGCAUGAAAAUUCAUCAGUAUACAAACAAUGAGCGUGACACUCGGUUUUUCACAAUUUAUUGCACGUGACACAGAAAUGUAGUGAAGAAUAAAGUACAAUGUUCGCAUUUGUUUUAAAGUGUACAAAUACUGUUUACAAAGUACCUCAAAAUUUUAUUACUGUAACUUCUCUUCUUACUUUUGUUGAAAAAUGUUGAAAUUAAAACUAAAAUUAAACUGCAACACAGCAGUAGAGAAGAAUUAAAACUGUGUCACAGCAAGAAGAAUUAAAACUGCGUCAUAGCAAGAAGGGACCAGCUCUAGACACAGUAGCAUAAUGUGAGAAUGAUCAGCUUGAUCAUCUUAGUGUCAGAGGGCUGUUUGGCAAUGCACCUGGUGUUUACUGACAAAUUGGUCCAAACUGGUUUUAGCUGGCUGUAACAGUGUGUCAGGCGAGGUCAUGUAAGGACAGGUGGGGGUACCUUGGGUAAAAAUGUAUUUGCUGAAGUGUAAAGAACUCAUCUGAUGAGGUGCCUCGUGGUAAAUAAAGGCUCUGAUUAGUUGGGCAGUGAGACAGCAGGAGGGAUUUGGCACACCUCUGGGGGGGGAUCUGCUCAACUAUUGAUUUUUUCAGGAAAGCAUCAGGAAUUCAGACACUAUUAAUAACAGAAUAAAUCAUGCAAUGGUGUCAGACAAGUCCCAACUUGUCCCAAAUAAAGAAGGAUGGACCUGGGGCGUGGAACCCCAGAACCAAAAAGUAUAAAUGCCAGGGCAUCGGAGGGCACAGACAGAUUUACCCCGGGGUAUCUCUCAGAGUGUUUUGACCUGUGCUGCACGGAAUAAACACUUUACUUUUGAAUCUGAAGAUUGCUCCAAGACUCUUCACUGUUUUUCCUUGGCGAGACUGCUGCAACUAUUAUUUUUGACAAAUUAUAUUUUUCAGUGAUUUGGAACCUAGAAUUGAGACAGUAGACAUAAUUUGCGCAGACAUUGUAUCCACUACACUUUCUACCCCUGGGCACAGACAGAAAAAGAAACAAAAGCCCUCCAACUGCACCUUUUGUAAGUCCAGUACAAAUUGCACUGGAACAAUUUUUUUUGGUAAAUUGGUUGAACUUAAUAUAGGAAUUUGCAUUAUGUUAGCACAAUACAAUCACAGCAUCAGAACCUCCAACCUAAUAUUUUUUUGUUCCCUCUCACAACCCUUAAACAUGUCUGAUAUAUUGAGGCACACACUCCAUAAGACCUCUGAAGGUGUAGUAUGGCGUCCAUCCACCAUCUGAUUGAGUUCCUUGUCUGAGCAUUCCAGUUUGAACAAGCACAACAAAUAAUUUGUCGCUGUCAAAAUGGUCCACCAUGGCAUUUAGCUGUUAAGUUCCCAAAAAGUCAUCCUCAAACAUGUAAACACACUGGAGGAUGGAUAUGCUAUGAUGGUUCUUGGGUCAGCUCACAAAUUGAUAGCGAUCCCUCAGGGAGAUCCUGUUUGCUGAUUUUUGUUUUAAGUCUUGCUACUCACGCACUGCUGGACAUCGAGACAAAAAUUCACUGUUAGGUACAACCUGUGCUGGAACAAGAUUAUAUUUAUGAUAGUUUGAUUAAACAUUAUACUAGAACAAACAUCGUGUGAGUACAAUAAAAAAAAAUUAAAAUGGGUAGAGAUAGCAAAUCUUCAUGUCCUGUUGACAAACCAGGCUUUCCAAUAUUAACUGGGCUGUGAAAUGUUGCCACACAACUGAUGUGAAGCAAAGUUACUGAAGUCCUACAUUACAGCUUGAGGUGCUUAAAUGAGUAUUUCCAUGACUUUCUGCAUCAGGAUCUCAUUUCCCUUUGACUUUAAGUACAUUUGGCAAUAAUGCACACAUUUCAUUUGACCUCUAGGUGACAUCAUUUUGCUUUGAAUGGUAGAGUUUUUACUUGCACUUGUAGAUGUAGCGACAAACUGUUGUGUAUUGUUGCUAUUGUUGCUUUACUGUAAGAUGUAUGCUGCUGUAACAUGGGAAAUUUCCCCGGACACGGGGAGUAAUAAAGGAUUAUCUUAUCUUAUCUUA
Messenger RNA from Acanthochromis polyacanthus (spiny chromis), 4168 nucleotides. Its product is annotated as cytochrome P450 2J6-like. Gene Ontology annotation, molecular function: oxidoreductase activity, acting on paired donors, with incorporation or reduction of molecular oxygen, reduced flavin or flavoprotein as one donor, and incorporation of one atom of oxygen; iron ion binding; heme binding. The transcript is spliced from 8 exons. Gene Ontology annotation, biological process: xenobiotic metabolic process. Lineage: Eukaryota; Metazoa; Chordata; Actinopteri; Pomacentridae. Gene Ontology annotation, cellular component: intracellular membrane-bounded organelle; cytoplasm. The record is from RefSeq and is a predicted model, not a curated record. Bases 234 to 1817 code for a protein of 527 amino acids.